AUGACCCAGUACCUACCGCCCAAUCUGUUGGCCUUCUUCGCCCCCCGUGAGCCGCUGCCCUUCCUGCCGCCGGUGGUGAAGCUGCCGCACGAGAAGAAGACCAAGGGCUACUUUGGCGUCGGCCAGUACCUGCACCUCUUUGAGGAUCCAAAAGACACACCACCGCCGACGAAGAUUGAGACGAGAGAGGAGCGGCUGGAGAGGAAGAAGCGAGAAAAGCAGGAGCAAGCGGCCUACAUAAAGGAACAGGGAAUCGCGUUGUGGGACCCUCACAACAAUCCCGACUCGACCAGUGACCCCUACAAGACGCUCUUCGUCGCCCACAUCACCCCCGACACGACUGAAUCGAAGCUGCGGAAGGAGUUUGAGCAGUUUGGUCCGAUUCAAAAGAUUUCCAUUAUCUACGAUAAAAUAUCAGGAAAGCAUAAGGGCUACGCUUUUGUUGAGUAUGAAAAUGAAAAGGACAUGCAUGCUGCCUACAAGUACGGAGACGGUAAGAAAAUUGAAGGUCGUCGAGUGCUGGUCGACGUGGAGCGAGGCCGCACCGUCAAGGGAUGGCUGCCCAAGAGACUAGGAGGCGGACUGAGCGAGACUAAAAAGGUGCAGUCUCGCGACGACCGAGACGACAA
Molecule: messenger RNA, 629 nt
Organism: Rhagoletis zephyria (snowberry fruit fly)
Lineage: Eukaryota; Metazoa; Arthropoda; Insecta; Diptera; Tephritidae
Source: RefSeq, a predicted model, not a curated record